This is a messenger RNA of Drosophila busckii, 3013 nucleotides long. It is a transcript of the gene boss, whose product is annotated as protein bride of sevenless. Gene Ontology annotation, cellular component: membrane. The record is from RefSeq and is a predicted model, not a curated record. Gene Ontology annotation, molecular function: sevenless binding; adenylate cyclase inhibiting G protein-coupled glutamate receptor activity. Lineage: Eukaryota; Metazoa; Arthropoda; Insecta; Diptera; Drosophilidae. The transcript has 6 exons. Bases 203 to 2875 code for a protein of 890 amino acids. Gene Ontology annotation, biological process: visual perception; G protein-coupled receptor signaling pathway.
UGGACGUGGACGCGGUCGCGUGAAUACAUUUUAAACUAAACCAAGCUAACGUUGUUCAUGUGUUGUUGCAUAAACAAAUUGUACAUUUGCUGGAAAAUCUUUUGUUGAGCGAUAAUGCAGUCAAUUGCCUAUAAAUGUUGAGUAGCAAUUGAACAAAAAGAUUAUUUGUAUUGCGAGCAAAGUAAUAAAGCAAUUGAAAGCAAUGAAGCACUUCAUUCUUGGAAAUAGGACGCCUACACAAUUGGCGUUAAUAUGCUUGCUUAUGGCCUGCUUGUGGCCAGCUUAUUAUGCCGCAAGCGAGUCCAUACCCACUAAAAAGUCCACUACGUUGCGCAUAACAAAACCACAGCCCAGCGGCAGCACGUUACCUGCAGCCACAACAACUGUGACAGCAGCAACCAGCACUGGUGAGCAGCAGCUGGCAGCGCUAAUUUCCUCCACAACCGAGCUGUCAACCAGCAGCAGCGAUGACAGCAGCAGCAGCAGCAGCAUUACAGCUGCUACAGCCAGCCUAGUGCCGGAUAUUUGCAUCACAGGACUGCAGCUAAGUGUUACCAAUGCAGAUGGUGAAACGGUGCUGCGCAGACAGGAGGAAAUUGUGCAGGAAAUCGAGGGUGAGGUAAUGCUCAGCGUGCUGACCAGUGAUCCAGCCUCGGCGCUAUUUGUUAUCAAUCGUGUCAAUCAGGCUAAUCUACCAUCCGCUGACUUUAAAGUUGGCAUACGUGCUAUAAAUGUGGACAACGCUAGUCUGGCGGAGAAUCUGUUAAUACAGGAGGUGCAAUACUUGCAGCAGUGCACGCAGUACGCCUUGGGCAUAUUUCUAGAUCACGAUUUGUACCUGCGACUCGACUCGAUUAUCAAAGAUCUGGAGUACAAUGUAUGGCCCAUAGCACCAACGCGUGGUCAGCUGUUUCCCAAGGUGGCACACUUGCUGCAUCAAAUGCCCUGGGGUGAGAAGAUUGCGUCGGUGGAAAUCGUCAGCGAGACGCUGGAUAUAUACAAUGAGUUUAUGGAUGCAGCGCGUCAGGAGCACAUGUGCCUAAUGCACUUUAAGAGCGACGACAAUGUGUACAUCAUCUUUGGCAACAAAAUGGCCAAUCACUUCAAGGAGAACGGCACGGUGUUUGCCGUGCCCACAGAGCGCACCGAGCGCGCGUUCCUAGAAGAGCUGCCAAACAAAUCGUUUGUAUUAAUGGAAAAUGAAAUUGAGCUGCGCACUGUAGAUUUGGAUACGCUGCCAACAACGCUAGAUGAACAGCUCAUAGGCAAGAGUGUGCUGCCCUCGCGUAUUCUCUCCUUUGCUGCACCCAUUGUGGAUCUGAUGGGCUGGCUGCGCGGCUCGCUGGCCAAGCACUGUAAUCACACUGAGGAGCUAUUUGUGCUGAACACUUGCUUUAACUUUCUGAACUUCAUAGAGGAUUGGCGCACCUCCGAGUACCGUCAUGCCCAUGAAAUUGGCGAGCUGUUGGCGCUGCUGCGCAUGCGUAAGCUGUCCAACGUGAUGACGUUUCAAAUGUUUCAAAAGAAGCUGGAAACGUUGGAUGUCAUUACAGGCGAGGCGCGCAUGGAGCUGCGUGAGAUUGCCUCGCAGAACUUUGUCACCAAUGUCACCACCUACUAUCACUACAAUCGCGACAAUCAUACCAGCCUGGAGCUGAAGACCAAGUUUGGGCUGGUGUUCAACUGUCAGUAUACGGCUGGCGAUAAUCGCCGGCAUCCGUUUUUGUUUGAUGGCGAAUCGGUUAUGUUCUGGCGCAUCAAAAUGGACACUUGGGUGGCAGCUGGGCUGACAGCAGCUAUACUUGGACUGAUUGCUACACUAGCAGUGUUGGUGUUUAUUGUCGUGCGCAUCUCGUUGGGCGAUGUGUUUGAGGGCAACCCGGUGACGUCCAUACUGCUGCUGCUCUCGCUCGUGCUCGUCUUUUGCUCCUUUGUGCCUUUCUCCAUGGAAUAUGUGGGCGAGCAGCGCAACUCCCAUGUAACCUUUGACGAUGUCAACACGUUGAACACGCUCUGCGCUGUGCGCGUGUUUAUUAUGACUUUGGUUUAUUGCUUUGUCUUCUCGCUGCUGCUCUGCCGCGCUUUGAUGCUGGCCUCCAUUGGCUCUGAGGGCGGCUUCCUAUCCCACGUCAAUGGCUAUAUUCAGGCUGUUAUAUGCGCGUUUAGCGUCUGCGUUCAACUGGGCAUGUCCAUUCAACUGCUGGUCGUCAUGCACAUGGCCUCCGAGAGCAUUUCCUGUGAGAACAUCUAUUAUGGCCGCUGGCUGUGGGGCUUGAUGGCCUAUGACUUUCUGCUGCUGUGCUGCUUGGUCGCUCUGGUGCCUUUUAUAUAUCGAUCUCAGCGAAAUUAUCGCGAGGGCAUUUUGAUAGUGAUUGGCGCUGUGCUGAUUUUGAUUAUCUGGACUGUUUGGAUUGUACUGUCGCUAUUCGGCGAUGAAUGGCGGGAUGCAGCAAUACCGCUGGGACUGCAGGCCAGCGGCUGGGCAGUGCUGGUGGGCAUACUCAUACCACGCACGUUUCUCAUAGUGCGCGGCAUUGAGCGCUCGGACAUUGCUCAAGCGUUGCCCUCGCUCACUUCUCUGGCUUUUGCCCAAAACAAUCAGUACUCCUCCGAACAGAGCGUUUAUGAAUGCGUUAAUCCCGCCAUGCGUCACUCGCAGGAGGAGAUGAACAAUCAUCAGUCGCCAAGUGAAAUACCUACGUUGCCAUUGCGCGGCGGCGGUCCACGUCGCCAGCAGUUCUUUGCCAAUCUGCGUCAGGCGAAUGCCAACAUAAAUCCUCAACGUCCACCGCCACGUCCCCAGCAGAGUCCUUCACGCUCCUCGAUCUGCUCCCUACCACCAUCACCCGAAAGCAGCAAAAUUACGCGAUUCUAAAUCGAAACCGCCUAGACUGGCGGCCAUUACUUCCGUCUCACUUCUAGUCAACGCUCCAAGAACGUGAAUUGCUGUAAUUUAUUUGUUAGCAAUCUGAAAAAUGUAUUUAUAUUUAAAAAUAAACUUAAAACGACCUGA